Messenger RNA from Xenopus laevis (African clawed frog), 776 nucleotides. It is a transcript of the gene rabif.S, whose product is annotated as RAB interacting factor S homeolog. Gene Ontology annotation, molecular function: guanyl-nucleotide exchange factor activity; zinc ion binding. Gene Ontology annotation, cellular component: cytosol; membrane. The transcript is spliced from 2 exons. Lineage: Eukaryota; Metazoa; Chordata; Amphibia; Anura; Pipidae. Gene Ontology annotation, biological process: small GTPase-mediated signal transduction; post-Golgi vesicle-mediated transport. Bases 21 to 377 code for a protein of 118 amino acids. The record is from RefSeq and is marked provisional.
GGAACUAGUCGCGGUUAGAGAUGGAGCAGGAUUUGGUCUCUGCGGAUGGCAAGAACUCCCGGGCUGUGCUCUGCCAGCGUUGCGGCUGUAGAGUUUUAUCAGUAGGGGUGGCCACCCUGGCAAAACGAGAGUUGCUCCUCCCUUCCAUGAGAAAGAAGUCCUCUUUGUCUGAAAGCUCCUCUCCAGACUGUGAACUCCUUGCUGAACAUUGGCUGGUGCAUGACAUGUUCACCUUUGAAAAUGUUGGAUUCACCAAGGAUGUGGGAAGUAUAAAAUAUCUAGUAUGCGCUGACUGUGAAGUUGGUCCUAUAGGAUGGCACAGCCUGGAGGAAAAAAGCAACUUUUAUGUGGCACUGGAAAGAGUUCGACACGAGUGAGACAUUUUGUCCUUGGAAACAUGAAAUUCUGUAUGCAAAGACUUGGCUCGUCACCUGCCAGAUUUCCUAUCUACCCAUUUCAGAUUUGGUUUCUUAUCAUAGUGUAAUUUUUUCUUUUUAAGGCUGCAGUAUAACUUUCAGAUAUGUACAGACAAAAAGAGGUUUAUCAUAAAAAUUCUGUCUAGCAACAGGCGUUGCUAAUCUAAUACUGGAUGGGAACUGGAUUCCACAGAUUUACUUCAUUUUUUUUUUCAGCUAUACUCAGUGCAGCCUUGGUAAAUUUAGUAUUCCAAGUCUUUUUCCCCCCUUUCAAACGUUAGUGAAUUCAUUUUAUAUUUGCUGUGCCUACUGAUAAGUAAUUGUUUGUAUGUAAAAUGUUUAUAUUAUACAUUAAUAACA